Strongylocentrotus purpuratus (purple sea urchin) is the source of this 3404-nucleotide messenger RNA. RefSeq names its product retinol dehydrogenase 12 (gene dhrs13). The record is from RefSeq and is a predicted model, not a curated record. Lineage: Eukaryota; Metazoa; Echinodermata; Echinoidea; Camarodonta; Strongylocentrotidae. Bases 580 to 1587 code for a protein of 335 amino acids. The transcript is spliced from 5 exons.
UUCAGCGUAACAGGGAUACUCGAGUCGACGCACGAACGCACGAAAGGUAGUCGGCCAGCCGUUUCCACAUAACCGAGGAUACUUAUCAUCACAUGUGUAUUUCCUUCUACAUCAUAAGCAACGAAAGGAAGUUGAGAAGACGCUGUGCACUAUAAAGAGUUUUUCUGUGUCUCUCUUUCAUUUGAAAAUUAUUGUGAUUAGGUUCUCCUGUGAUGUUUUUGUGAGCCAGGAGAAAUCAUUUCAAGACACGUUUUGAAUAAAAUUACUUAAUUUUAAGUGAUACUCGCAACUCGCAAGAUUGCAUCAACUCAUCAAGUUAGCACCUGGACUCAUUUAUUUCCAACAAGUUUCCAUUUAAUCGCGCUAUUCGCAUCCCUUAGCUGCCUGGAUAAAAUCAAUUGGAUAAUUAUCAUCUUCGAUUGGAUGUCACCCUCACCAAAGAAACACCUGUCUAAAAGGUGAAUACAGUCAUACAGGUGAAUACUUCACACCUAGUUCUUCACAGCAUACUAGCAUCAUCAUCCUCUCCACCCUCCUCCUCAUCCUUGAAUUCAUCAUCAUCCCCAUCACCCCGUCAUCAUGAUCAGUUUGAGCACGCUGAGCUUGGAGCGCGUACCCGACUUCGGGCAGCGAGGGCCGGGGGACCUGGAAUGGACGACGAUCGCGUUGAUGAUGGUGGUUCUGGUGGUCGGACUCUACUAUUACGUAGUGAAGGUCGCUGAUAGGUGUUCCUGUCCCAAGCGACUGGAUGGAAAGACAGUCAUUGUGACAGGAGCCAAUACAGGAAUUGGUAAGGAGACAGCGCGGGACCUGGCCCGUCGAGGCGCCCGUGUCAUCCUGGCUUGUCGCGAUGCUGUACGGGGUCGAGAAGCGGAAAAGGACAUCCGAAUGAGUACGGGAAAUGAUGACGUGAUCUUUAUGAAACUGAACCUGGCCAGUUUUGAUUCCAUACGCCAUUUCGCCCAGGAAUUCAAUAACACCGAAGAGAGAUUGGACAUUCUAGUUAACAAUGCAGGCGUGAUCAACGAUGGCUCGCUUCGCACCGAGGAGGGACACGAACUCGUGUUCGGCGUCAAUCAUCUCGGCCACUUCCUCCUCACCAACAUCCUCCUCGACAAGCUGCAGAAAUGUGCUCCGUCCAGGGUCAUCAACGUCUCCUCCGACGCCUACAUGUUCGGCAAGCUCGACCUCGAGCGUCUGUCGGUGAACGAUGGUCGGGUGAAGUCGUACGCAAGGAGCAAGCUGGCGAACGUGCUCUUUACCAGGCAGCUAGCCGACAAGAUGGCCGGGACGGGGGUCGUCAGCUUCAGUCUCCAUCCAGGUUCUGUCAACACCGAGAUCAAGCGUAACUGGGCGGGUUGGUUGCGGGCACUCGCCCCUCUCAUCUCCUUCUUCUUCCUCAAGUCAGUCAAGGCUGGGGCCCAGACGUCGAUUCACUGUGCAGUUUCAGACGAUAUCUUGGACCAGUCUGGAGAGUUCUUCAAGGGUUGUCAGGUCCAGAAGCUGUCCAGGACGGCACAGGACCAGGACCUGGCCCAACGGCUCUGGGACGUCAGUCUGGAGAUGACGGGUCUACAGAGCUCGUGAGAACGUAAUCUCGACCGCGGGUUGGAUGGAGACACUCAAAAGACUCUUAACUUAUUACAGACUGCAAACGCUGUCGCAGAAAAAAAAGAUGUUGGGCGGAUUGCUUGUAUAACAUGGAGCUGGACAGGUGAAACGAAAGUUUUGAAACAUUUCACAUGGAGAAACAGAACGCCAGCUUUGGUGAUCUCUACCUUAUUAAGAUGAAUUGAAUGAACUUGGACAUAUACAAAAUCAAACGGUACCAAGUCAUUACAUUGGACAAAGCGAGAUUAUUCAUGUUUGCUGGUGUCAAGAGUGGUUUCUUUCUUAACAUUGCAGUUGCUUUGUCAUACAGGAAAAUGAAUGACUGUUUUAUUUCACAUCUGCACAAAUAGAGACGUCCUAUUACUUGGAAAACAUCUUUAAAAGUGCCGUUGCCAUGACUACAUAUCACGUUGUUAAACCGAAGAAGCAGACGUGACAAAGUCCGCGUUACUAUUCAUGACGUCACGAUUUGUGUCUUUUUGUUGCAUUGUGGAUGCUUGUGGCUUCCAGUGACAAGAUUCAUGAGACACUCUUGAUUUAUUGUUGCGAACAUUAUAUACAAAAGCGAUGUUUAGUGUCGUACAAUAACUUUCAAAGAAAACCGUCGAAUUUAUACUAAGAAUAACAUGAAUCUUUCUGUUCUCUUGAUCCAAGUUUACGCUAAAUUGGAGCGAGGAAACUAACAUGGGUGCGAUAUUGCGGGAAUUGUGUUCAUUGAUGGAGUUUUACUUGUAUUUAACUAUUUAUUCAAUUAUUCGAAAAAUAAAUUUCCUUUCAUGAUCAUCAUUGUUUAAUUCGAAAGAUGCGAAAGUCGGCUCGGAGCAAAUUCAUAAUGAAACAAAUAUAGUAAUACAACUAGGUUCAAAUUAAUUUGUGGUGUAUGUACGGCAGGGGCAGAUAGGAGGGGCAUGAUUCAGAAAAAAAAUAACAAUGAUUAAUGGGGAUCACAUGAUUUUUGAGAAGGUGCCUUUUGGAUUUUAAAAAAAUCUUUGAAAGUGUUGGUGGAGCACAUUUUCAUUUUGUGUACAAAAUGAUAUGCCACAUUGGUUUAAAUAGAGGGCACGGGACCCCCCCCCCCCCCCCCGCAACAAAUCUUCCAAUGACGUACGAGACGUUUGUCAAGAGUCGAUCAAUAACACCCCAUCGGCCAAUGUCGUCAUAAUGAUUGGUAAUGAGUUUGAGGGUCGACAACAAACUAGCAACAUUUGUAAUGCCCAUUACGAUUGCGUGAAAUUGAUCAACGUAAAUUCCCAAUUCCGCGAGGUACAUAAGUUUAAAAAAAUCUGAUUCAUGUAACACAUGGGUUAUUGUUUGCAGAACUAAAUUCGCCAUACAUGUUUCAAGUGCCACCGUCUUUGGCCUAUAAAAUAUAUUGGUCUACAUGAAAUAGCUAUCAAAAAUAAAGACAGAGAAAGAGAGAGGGGUGGUGGGGCAAGAUAAAGUAAAUCAUUCUGGGUAUCAACAUUACUGAUGAUAAAUAUGUAUUUGCUUUUAAACUAAAAAGCAAUAUUUACACAAUGUGUGUUUUGCAAGAAGAAUUUAUUUUCAUCUACCAGAAGAUUUCGAUCCUAGAAACACAUCAGUCAGUAUGAUUUAUUUAUUUUCAUAACACAUGCAACGGCUUUUUUAUCAAUGAAAAUAUGACGCAAUACGUUGCAAGUUGAUUAACGAAAAAACGGUGUCUGACUUUAUGAAAUCAAAGUGACUCGUUGAAGUAGUUUUUCAACCUGCCCGAAGAAGUAACUUUAUGUAUAUCAGCGUUUGGUGAUUGCAUGUUGCAACCUCACCUCUCU